Anoplophora glabripennis (Asian longhorned beetle) is the source of this 537-nucleotide messenger RNA. RefSeq lists its product as uncharacterized. The transcript is spliced from 6 exons. The record is from RefSeq and is a predicted model, not a curated record. Lineage: Eukaryota; Metazoa; Arthropoda; Insecta; Coleoptera; Cerambycidae. Bases 1 to 537 code for a protein of 178 amino acids.
AUGAAGUCUGCACUCCUAUACCGAUACAGCGGCUUUUCUGGCACUGGGGGCUGUUGCAGACUACUUAACCCCAGACACGCCGCCAUCACGGCAGCUAUUUACACUUUGAACAUUUCUAUCCUCGUAGUCCUCAUCUAUAGUUGGAGAAUUAGUGUCAACGUCAAAAAAUAUUCAACAUUAGAAGAUGUAUAUUAUGGUGUACAGAUCGCUUACUUAGCUAUAAUAGGAACGCAACUCUUCAUGAUUUUUCUAAGCAUAGUACUAUUAUACGGAAUUUUUAAGGAAAAUAUUUCGCUAGUGAUACCCUGGGUAAUUGGUUUCAUAACAUUUAUGGCUUUAGAGGCGGUAUCGAUGGUGUACUCCAACGUCCUUAGGGAUCAUGUAAAUAAAGAAUUCGACGCCCUUUGUAAAGCGGAGGUGGCGUUUUUUGUAACAAGAACAUUGAUUAAUGUAAUCGCUAUCAGCGGGGUGAUGAGGUUCUGCAAUCUGCUGCGAGCGGGAAUUACUUGGAAGGGCCCCGAGGUGAUCGAACUAUGA